AUGGCACCGCCCGUCUUAAACUCCAUGGCGAAUUAUAAUGAGAAGACGAUAUCGAAGAUUCAUAUGUGUGUUUUUCGAAAAUUCAACAUGAGUCUCCCUGACAACGCACAGCUCCAUUUCUCCGAGUGGAAUUAUAACAACAACUACAUAACCUGUGGUGGAGCCCUGGGUACCCUCAAAGUGGUGAAAAUCGGGUUGGACCCGGUGGACACAAAACAGAAUCCCGCAACAGCCUCCCUGAUUGUCAAUCAGACAUUGGAGGGGCAUCAAACGACGGUACUGAUUGCGACGUGGAAUGAGAAUCAUCAGAAGUUGACGACUAGCGACACAUCUGGGUUGAUAAUUGUGUGGGGAUUGUUCAAUGAGCAAUGGGUGGAGGAGAUGAUUAAUAAUAGAAACAAAAGUGUUGUCGUUGGAAUCGUCUGGAACCAAGAUGGAACAAAAAUUGCUAUUGCCUAUGCGGAUGGUAAUGUUAUAGUAGGAACCCUGGAGGGAAACCGGAUUUGGAAUAAGGAAUUGGAUAUGCAACUAGCGGCGUGUGAGUGGGCACCGGAUGGAGAGAUGUUGAUAUUUGGAACUGCUGAUGGGAAAGUGGUGGUGUUCGAUGAGACUGGAUCGCAUUUUCUGGACAUCCCAAUGCACUGCCUGGAAACGGAGGAUUUGGAGCAAGCUCUCGCCAAAAAAGAAAACCAACGGGAGGAAAUAGUUGUGAUCAAGUACUGGAGUCCCACUCUCAAAUCGAAAGCGGUAAUGGAGGAAAUGGAAAAAGAGUGGGAGAAGGAGAUGGCGAAGGAGAGGGAACCUCAAGGCACGGCGGUGUUUAACAACUAUCCAACACAGAAACCACAUAGGGAAUACGUGGAACCGGAUAAGAGUAGUGAACCUCAUCAACCCAUCCCACCGGAUCGUCCCAGGUUUAUGGUGGCUUAUCAGAGGGGGAUUCUGCAGUUGAUGAGGUCGAUUCAAGAUCCAGAGCCCGUAGUGGUCCGCCUCCCCAAUGUAAAAAUCACUGGAGCCAAGUGGUCUCCCAACGGAGCAUUUAUUGCUAUUUCGGGAACAGACCUGGAUAAAGAAGAGCCCCGGCACUCUCAUAUCCAUUUUCUGUCUGCGUAUGGACAUAAAAUCGGAUUCUUCCAACAUUUCGAGACUCGUAUCACGGGAAUUUGUUGGGAAGGCACUGGACUACGAAUGUCGAUUGCGGCGGAUGGAAAUUUGUUCAUUGGACACGUGAGACCGGAGUUUAAAUGGGGAGCGCUGGUCGACGCCAUCGUCUAUGUCUUCCAAAGAGAGGAGCUCUCGCAGUAUACUGUUAUGUUCUACGAUCAUAAGACCGAUGAAAAACACCCAAAAACGGUGACCUACUUUGAAAACAUGGCAUUCUUCCAUGAUCACUGUGUAAUUGUUAGCCGUCAAGACGACCAGAGUCUUAACCCGAAUCAGUAUUACUGCCAACUGUGCAAUAGCAUUGGCACGUCGAUUGACCACAAUUUCACAACUAUCCCGCCGAAAUUUCUGUGUGUCAACGGUAUGUGUGCAGUGGUGGCGAAUAAGGAUCGGUAUUGCAUUUGGCAUUUUGUACUACCAAAGUAUAACUCGGUGCAAGCAGGCAUUCAUAUUCCGGGCAAAGCAGCUGAAUACAAUUUGGAGGAGCAACAAAGGCCUGGGGAGUAUGGAGGCAAGAGAUCGUUCGGCAGUAAAGACGAGAUAUGUGCGAUUUGCAUUGGUGACACCUUCUUUUUGAUGGCGCUUCUAAGUGGUGGUAUCUUUUAUGCAAACUUAUCGGAUGGCUCGAUUACUAAAAGCUUUCCAAUAUCGGCGACUAUUGACUCAAUGAGAUUGAAUUGUAAAUAUAAUCGUCUAGCAAUUGUGAAGCUUGUUGAGCAAGUCCCAUUCUCAAUUCUCCUCUACGAGUUUGAUGGUGAGCAGCUAUCGAAGAUUUACGCUUGUGAGAAGAAGGAUAUAUGGGAUUAUAAGUGGGAUACGAACGAAGAAAACAUGCUUGCCUUCAAGGACAAACACAAACUGUUCAUCUGUGAUGGAACGUCUCUACUCGAACAAUCCAAUGUAUACGGUAACAUUGUAUCAUUCAAAAAUCUUACUGUAACCGCAGUAAGCCUUGAAAAGAUACUGAUGAAUCCGGAGAUGCCGACGAAGAAUGCACUGCAAGAGGUGCUGAUCAAGGCGAAACAGGAAGUGACGAAUCUUUUGAAUUCGAUGAAACUCGAUGAGGCAAUUGACUACGCAGAGAGAACUCCUCACUCGGAAUUGUGGACUAUGAUUGCUCAGUAUGCACUGUUCAAGCAGCAGUUCGAUUCGGCCGAGCACGCUUUUGUGAAGUUGGGCGAUUACGCUGGUGUUCAGCUGUUGAAACGGUUGAGAUUGAUGACGUCGAGAGAAUUGAGGAAUGCGGAGGUUAUGGCGUAUCAGGAUAAGUAUGAGGAGGCGAAACAGCUGUUUUUGCAGUGUGAUAGGAAAGACCUCGCUGUAGAAAUGUUCAAAAAAGUGGGUGACUCGAAAGCAGUCUACGAUCUUAUCAAAAACGAUCCGGAUGAGCAUGCGAAGAAAGAAGCGUUCCGAGAUUUAGCAGAGACCGCCGCUGAGCUAAUGGACUACGAUGACGCCGCAAAAUGGUACGGACAGUCAGGAGAUACUGGCGAACAGAUUGACUGUUUGAUAAGGGGAAAUAUGUUUGGAGAGCUGGAAGUACUGGCGAGAGCUCUGCCAGAUGACAGCGAUUUUAUGGAGGUAAUGGGCGACGCGUUCACUUCUCGUGGUAUGUGUGACCAGGCUGUGGAGUGUUAUCUACGAAAAAGUCUCCCCCAGAAGGCCCUUAAGGCUUGUAUGGAGCUCAAUCAGUGGCAGAAGGCACAAUUCAUCGCCGACGCAAAUCAUAUGGAAAAUGUGGAUGGAUUAUUGGGCAAAUAUGCGAUUGAGAUGAAAGGAGAAUCUGAUGAAAAGUCGCUAAAUGCUCUCGCCUUGUAUAUGCGUGCCGGUAGACAUCUGGACGCCGCAAAAAUCGCUUUCGAUAUCGCAAAAGACAGAAGGGACAAGUACGUGCCAUAUGAGGAGCUCAAACAAUGUUAUGUGCUUGGAGCAAUUUUAGUGGAGAAUCAUAGGCAGACAAUUAAGGAGUUGAGGAAGAUUGAUAAGCACAAUGUGCUGGAGGAUGCGUUGGACGAUGAGUCUGGGUUAACUGUGGAGCAGUCAAGGAUUCUGGAGAACACGUGGAGAGGAGCAGAGGCGUAUCAUUUCAUGAUGUUGGCGCAGCAACACUUUUUUGAGCACCGCAUCGAAGACGCCCUACAAACCUCGCUAAGCCUUUCUGACUACGAAGAGUUCCUAGACCCUGCUGAAAUUUACUCAAUGAUAGCCCUAGCUGCAGCAAACGUGAAGCAAUUCGGUAUCUGCUCAAAGGCUAUGAUGCGGUUGGAAGCACUCGACGAUUUUGAGGAGGCGGAGAAGGAUGAGAUGAGGAAUUUGUCGUUUAGACUGUUCUCGAAACACCCACCAGUCAACCCGAAUUCUGCAAAGGUGCCAUGUACUGCGUGUGACGCUAUGAUUGAUCCAUUUGAUAUGCAAUGCAAGGAGUGUCAGACGAAGUUCCCUGUCUGCAUCGCAUCUGGACGACUAAUCCUCGACAACAUCUUCUGGCUAUGCCCACGUUGCAAACAUCGAGCUCACCAACAUGAGAUCAUGAAGUACAGCUACUGUCCGUUGUGUCACGAUAUGGAGUCUUUUAGACCCACUUAA
Caenorhabditis remanei is the source of this 3750-nucleotide messenger RNA. RefSeq lists its product as uncharacterized. NCBI's taxonomy places the organism in Eukaryota, Metazoa, Nematoda, Chromadorea, Rhabditida, Rhabditidae. Gene Ontology annotation, biological process: protein localization to cilium; non-motile cilium assembly; intraciliary retrograde transport. Gene Ontology annotation, molecular function: protein binding. The transcript has 24 exons. The record is from RefSeq and is a predicted model, not a curated record. Gene Ontology annotation, cellular component: non-motile cilium; intraciliary transport particle A. Bases 1 to 3750 code for a protein of 1249 amino acids.